Molecule: messenger RNA, 1752 nt
Organism: Protopolystoma xenopodis
Lineage: Eukaryota; Metazoa; Platyhelminthes; Monogenea; Polystomatidea; Polystomatidae
Source: the annotation of a GenBank genome assembly
AUGCAGCAACAGCUGCGUCCUGUUUCAGCUGCCUUGGUCAAUGGUACCGGCCGUCUGGAUGUGUACAGAGCCAGUGCUGCAUCGCAUCAGCAAACCGGGCCUAAUCAGAUCCAACCGGUCUACGGGCAGGACCUGGUCCCAGCUCCCAAUGGGUCGGUCCCCACCAAUCGGUACUUGUCAGUGAUCCACGUGUCUCACACCAGUUGCCUUGUUUUUUUCCCCCUCAUUCUUGGCUCAGACCUGCGGGUCGAGUCUCACCGCGGCCCGCAUCUUCUCUUUCACAAUCUAAACGAUGGCUCUUGUCCGCCUAUACGACAGCAGGCCAAGAUACCGUGUCGCGACCUGCUUCCUUUUGUGUACUACCCCAAUCCGGUUCGAAUGUCAAAAUGGAUUGGUUGUCCUGGCGACAUGCAAGACGACGGCCACGCGACCGGGCUAAUCUGUGUUGAGCCAACUUGUGCCCCCGUAAUUAACAAGUCAUGUAUGCAUGCGUGUAUGUGUGCGUGCGUGCGUGUGUGCCUUAGCGUCACCUUUCCUGCUGUCCCACUCGUCAUGGACCCCGAGACCGCCCUUCUUUUGGUCUCCCUCAGCAGCUACACGCCUUGCCUGCCUGUGGCUUCCUGUCGCCUCCAUGUCGAGGCCGCCUGUUGCCCCCAUGACGAGGCCGCCUCAUUGGCCCAUCUGCCCGGCGUUGCCACAACACCUACGACCAAAGUUGACUCGAUCGUGCGGUCAGACGACCAACAGUUCGGCAUUCCGGCCGACUCAUGUGCCCAUCAGUUGGACACGGAACUCGUCGAGCCGGCAACCAGUCAGGCUCUGAUGCUACUGCGCGCCCAGCAUCCGAUCACUUUUAUCAGUCUCGUCAACGCCUACCUUUCCUACCUCAACUUGACGUCAAGUGAGCUCGACCAGUUCGUGGAAACGCUACGCCGCGAUGAUUCUCCAGUCUCCACUUGCCUCUGCACUGCCACUACGCCAACACCAACACCAACACCUACGCCAGUCGGCAACAUGACCACCGGCCCAACGACACACAUGUUGGGUACCAGCCUGACGAGCGGCUGCAGUCAUACCAAUUCAAGCAUUAACUACAGUACAGGCAGCGCCAACACUUCCAGCUCCAGGUCAUUGUUCACGCCAAUCAAGUUCACCUCCCUCUUUUCUUCCACCGGCGUCAGUGACCAAAGCAAGCAGCGAGGCAAAUUGUAUGCCCAUUUGCUUCUACCGGCAACUCAUCUGCCUCCUAUUCUUUUCGCUGUCCUCCCUCUGGUGCUACUUUUGGGCCCUGCAGACAAGCACAAAUUCAUCCUUCGCAGACCCGGCAAUCAGUGCCAAGUCCGCGAGCUGGAGAGCAUCCUCUUCUCGCCCCGUCCCGUCUCCCAGACCGCCUGUGAGCCAGGCUGCCCGGGCAGAUGUCUACCUUCAUCCUGUUGGAUCCGCGGCGUCUUGAGCGCCUUUGAGGCGCCCGCCAUCGCCUGUCUCUUGACACGAGCUCUCCGACGACGCCAUCUCGAGUUGGGCUACUCGGCCGCCAUUGGCUCACCGCCACCGGCCUCAGCGCUGCCCUGCACAGCCUCACACUUGGGCCAGCAGGGCUGUAUGGAAGCGCAGAAUCAUACGCAUUUGUGGACAGGUUCAACGUCCACUUCACCAUCCUCGUUGGCCUGCGGGCCCAGCAGUCUGGAGUCUGCCGGAGGCGGCUUGAUCCCGCCCCAGAUCCGGCAGAUUCUUCUUCGAAUGCCCGGCGUA